Molecule: messenger RNA, 5046 nt
Organism: Oncorhynchus nerka (sockeye salmon)
Lineage: Eukaryota; Metazoa; Chordata; Actinopteri; Salmoniformes; Salmonidae
Product: DNA-binding protein SATB2-like
Biological process (GO): regulation of transcription by RNA polymerase II; chromatin remodeling
Molecular function (GO): RNA polymerase II cis-regulatory region sequence-specific DNA binding; DNA-binding transcription factor activity, RNA polymerase II-specific
Source: RefSeq, a predicted model, not a curated record
CAGCCCUGGAUUCAAUAAUUUUAAUCAAUGGACAGAGCCUCCUCAACGGCCAGCAGAGGUACAGACACCCCAUAAACAGCCCUUACCCUCUGGCAGUAGCCCCCCCUGGUGGUUGGAGGGGGAUGGAGCGUGGUGGCGGGGAGAGCCCCCGCAUGCAGGACAGUCCUGAGCGGGAACGGCGGGGGAGCAGCCCGGACUUCAGUGGACCCCCGCCAGGGAAGAUGGGGCGUUUGGAGCUCAAUGGGAGCCCCACUGGGCCACGCCUCCUACGCCACAACGGCCACCCACACAGACCUCUGGGAGGUCUGAUGAUCCCAGUGUUCUGUGUGGUAGAGCAGGCAGGGCCUGACGGAGGGAUGCAGCGUGAACGAGAGCGUGAGGAGGUGGAGAGGAAGGAGGGACACAGAGAGGAGCAUGCUGAGUUUGUCCUGGUCAGGAAAGAUAUCCUCUUCAACCAGCUGGUGGAGACAGCCCUGCUGGCCCUGGGGUACUCCCACAGCUCAGCAGCUCAGGCCCAUGGCAUCAUCAAGGUGGGUCAUUGGAACCCUCUGCCCAUCCACUUCCUAUCAGAUGCUCCUGAAGCCACGGUGGCUGAUAUGUUGCUGGAUGUCUAUCACAUGGUCACCCUCCGCAUUCAGCUACAGAGCUUUGCCAAGCUGGAGGACCUUCCGUCAGAGCAGUGGAACCACGCCACGGUGAGGAACGCCCUCAAGGAGCUUCUCAAGGAGAUGAACCAAAGCACACUGGCCAAGGAGUGCCCCCUCUCACAGAGUAUGAUUUCCUCAAUAGUAAACAGCUCCUACUAUGCCAAUGUCUCCACUGCCAAAUGUCAGGAAUUUGGACGCUGGUACAAGAAGUACAAGAAAAUCAAAGGAGAUUAUCUGGAGAAGAUGUGGCCAGGAAGAGAUCAUUCAGAAAUCAAAGUGGAGAGAGACAGCCUGGCAGACUUCUGUGUCAUGGGCCAUCGUCCCCCUCCCCACCUGGCCAGCCUGGCCCAGCUCAGCCACCUUGGAGGGGGUGGAGGUACCCUCCUCAAGGGUGGAUCUGGAGACCCCACAACCCUCCCAACCCCCCAACAACAACCCCAAACAACACCCCCCUCGCCCCACGGCCAGCUCCACCAGCCCCCUCUGCGUGGCCAGAUCCCCCCUCCCGGCCCUCCAGCCUCGCUUCAGCCUCUCCUUGGCCCAGGCGGGCUUCUCUCCCCCCAGCUUAGCCCUCAGCUUGUUCGACAGCAGCUAGCCAUGGCUCACCUCAUCAACCAGCAGCUCGCUGUUAACCGCCUGCUAGCCCACCAGCACCCACAGGCCCUCAACCAGCAGUUCCUCAACCACCCUCCCAUCCCUCGGCCCUCCAAGGCAGGGGGCCCUGGGGACCCCGGGAACAACCCGUCUGCUGCGGAAGUCUCCACUGAUAUCUACCAGCACGUCAGGGACGAACUGAAGAGAGCUAGCGUCUCACAGGCUGUGUUCGCUCGCGUGGCCUUCAACAGAACACAGGGCCUGCUGUCGGAGAUCCUGCGGAAGGAGGAGGACCCUCGCUCUGCCUCUCAGUCCCUGCUGGUCAACCUCAAAGCCAUGCAGAACUUCCUCAACCUCCCUGAGGGGGAGAGAGACCGUAUUUACCAGGAGGAGCGUGAGCGCAGCAUGAACCCCCCUGUCGGCCUGCCCCCUACCCCUAGCUCCAGCCCCGGGGGCCCCCGCCUCUCACAGAAGGUGUGGGAGAGAGGUCUGGACGAACAGCUGACUCCUGAUGCCUGGGCUUCUAUCUGGAAGAAUAAGACUAAAAUCUCCAACUCGCCCAAGCCGCCAUGCCUCAACCCAGACCUGCCCCUGAAGCUGGAGUCUCUGGUCAACAUCACGUCAGGUAUCUAUGAUGAGAUCCAGCAGGAGAUGAAGAGGGCGAAGGUGUCUCAGGCGCUGUUCGCCAAGGUGGCUGCCAACAAGAGCCAGGGCUGGCUGUGUGAGUUGCUGCGGUGGAAGGAGAACCCUAGCCCAGAGAACCGUACUCUGUGGGAGAAUCUGUGUACCAUCCGGAGGUUCCUGACCCUGCUCCAGACAGACAGAGACCUGGUGUAUGAAGAGGAGUCCAGGCACCACCACAGUGAGAGGCUGCAUACUGUACUACACCUGCCCCAAGAACCACAGGCACUGCACAGACAACCCCCACAACCCCUGAAGGACCACUCCCCGAUGCGCGAGGACCCCAUGCCCCUCCAGGGUAACGAUGAAGAGUCCCCGAAUGUUGAAAGAGUCAGUUCAGGAGUCGGUGGUGGCGUGGUCAUUAAGAAGCCUCGGUCGCGCACUAAGAUCUCUCUAGAAGCCCUAGGCAUCCUGCAGAGCUUCAUCCAGGACGUGGGUCUUUACCCGGACCAAGAGGCCAUCCACACUCUGUCAGCCCAGCUGGACCUGCCCAAGCACACCAUCAUCAAGUUUUUCCAGAACCAGCGCUACCACGUCAAGCAUCACGGCCGGCUGAAGGAGCUGGGGGAGGGGGGCGGUGGUGUGGAUGUCAGCGAAUACAGAGACGAGGAGCUCCUCUCCAGCUCAGAGGACCCUGAGUCCAGCGAAGACGGUCAUGAGGAGAUGUACCCCACUACAGAGAGGGAAAGAAGGGGAAGCAACCCAGCAGGUUCAGCCCCUGCCCUGGCACCAGCCCAGCCUUCAGGGACCAGCAUGGGGGCCAUGGAGGAGGGCAAGGACAAGGGGAAUUCUCAUGGUCUGAGUGGGGGCCGAGCCAGCUCCCUGCCCCCUGGUAGCUCCUCAUCCAGCCCCAGAGAGCAGGCUGACUUCCAGAGAUAGAGACCCAGAGACCAGAGGAGAUGCAGAAAGAGAGCGAGACCCAGACAGACAGACAGACAGACAGGCAGACAGACAGACAGACAGACAGACAGACACAGACAGACAGACAGACAGACAGACAGACAGACAGACAGACAGACAGACAGACAGACAGACAGACAGACAGACGGGAAGAGAACAGGAACUAAAGACUGGUAGAGGGGAAGAAGGGCAUCGAUGAGACAAUGACACACUGAUACAUGCACAAACACACACACACACACACACACACACACACACACACACACACACACACACAUACACAUAUAUAUAUAUAUACACAGAAAUACAGACAUAUGGGGUCCAACGGAGACUUCAUCAAAGAGUGAUUUAAGUGAAAAUACAAUAUGUUACCUCAGCAACAUGAAGCAGGGAAAUGCCAUGAAACAGCUGUCAUGUGUUACAGUUAGAAUAGCCUGUUCAGUAAUGUUGAGCCACUAGUCAGAGAGAAAAACAAACAUACACACACAUCCCACCCCUGGCCACAACAGGAACUUGCCACAUCAACACCACUUUUGAAUUGAGCCAAUUCCAAAACUCAGCUUCACCCAAGAGGGUGGGCUCUCAUCUGCUCUGUCCAAUGACUGCUCUCUCUAAUGUCUCAACCACACCCACAUAGAGAACACUUGUCCUUACUUCGAUGUUGGGUCUUGGGUCAGGCCCCUAACUGACACUCAUAGACUGAAUACUGGGGGCCUGCUCAGACCUCUACUAUCCCAUAGUCCCUUGGUUCCAUAUGCAGACUCCAGAUGUACAGCUCAUCACUAGCUGGCUAAGGAGUUUUUAGGGCGGCUGUGGCUUUCCAUCACCUCCUCCCCCUCUCCACCCCUCCAUGACAGGACUCCUCUAGUCUUUGGUCUUUGACAGUGGUGGCAGGUUGUGUGGGUGGGUGGCUGCAUCGCAGGUGGGUUUUGGGUGGAGGUAAGAACAGUGGUAUGGGAGAAUUCACCAAUGAUAAACAAAUAUGGUUUGUCAAAGUCCACAAUUGAGCUUUAUGGUCUUUUUAAAGUUGGAAUCGCCACUCCCAACCAACCCACUCCUGUCGCCAUCCCUCAAUGGAGCAACCACACCCUACCUAACUCCCUACCCCCUACAUCCAAUAUGGAUUAUUCUCAUCUCUCCAGCACUUAUCCCACACUAACAAUGUUUGUAUGUCCACCACAGUCUCUCCCUAUCUCCUCCAGUCAUGCCUCAGCCCAGUCUCCCCCUCUUUACUCCUUUGUGGUGGUUUACAAGGAGGUAAACCUAUCGUGGUUUAUGCGGACAUAAGAGAGACAGAGGACAGCCUUGUGAGGACAUGAAGACCCAGCGGUGUGAAAGGACACUCAAGGCUACAGUUACUCUGGACUGUACCCCUGCCUACCCCCCCUCGACCUAUGUGGAGAGAAACAGGGAGGGACACAACAGAACGGAGAUUCAGCAACCAAACAAUCAGUCACUUUAUGUGCGGUAGCCCACCACUUCACUCUUCCUCUCUCGUUCCCCGUCCCUCGUCCCUUCCCUCUUUCUCUCUCUCUAUAAUUGGUGCCUACAGUGUGCCGUUCCGCCACACCUACCCGCACUUAACUCCUCCACCCUAUUUAUUGCUAUCUUUAUCCAUGAUUAUUAUUAUCAUUAUUGUUAUUAUUGUUGUUAUUACGGUUGUUAUUGCUGUCAUCGCUGUUUAUUUUUGGUUCUAUUUUCAUGGCUUUAAUAUUGGCUUUCCGAGCACUGUGGUUGUUUUGGUAACGAGAGACGUUUUUGAGACAUGAGAAACACACACUGCCAAAAGAAGAAAAUGUCCUGUUAUGUAAAAACUUAGAUGAAUUUUUCCAAAGAAAGAAAGACUUGGGCAGAAACGGGAGUCAAAUCCAAAAAUGAAACGAAACAACGAAUAAACUGUGCUUUUGCUGCAGAUGGUGACAAUCUAACUUCUUUGAGCAAUUGGAAAACAUGGCAGGCUUGUUUGUUAAACCCAUAUCUGAAUGUGGGUACUUGUGUCAAAGUAUGCAUCCCAAAAGGCACCCUAUUCCCAAUGUACAUGAAGUGCACUACUUUUGACCAGACCCUGGAAAAACGUAGUGCACUAUAUGGAGAAUAGGGUGCCAUGUGGGACACAGUCAAAGUUACAGAGGAACCAUGAGGUAUCUGGCUGUCUAGGCAGCUGCUACUGAGAUGACAUGCCUUGUACUCUUAUCAAUCAUCAAUACAUUGUGUUUUAUCUCUA